AUGAAUCGAACCGUGCUUACUGGUCCCACUAGAGAAUCUCAUCGGCUGUCGGCCUUGUUUAUGGAGGAUCAUGAGAAAGAAGUUAGCGAGCUGGGACAGCACAAACUGCCCAAACGGUACGCCUUUGCUGACUGGUUCUCGAUUGAAGGCACUCUGCGGAAAGACGGGACACUCUACACACAGGGCAAGAAGAGUGAACCACACACAAGUACGGUGGAUGUUGAAUGUGAUCGUAGUAUGCUUUUAAUGUGA
Sphaeroforma arctica JP610 is the source of this 252-nucleotide messenger RNA. RefSeq lists its product as hypothetical. The coding region runs from base 1 to 252 and encodes 83 amino acids. The transcript has 2 exons. The record is from RefSeq and is a predicted model, not a curated record. NCBI's taxonomy places the organism in Eukaryota, Ichthyosporea, Ichthyophonida.